Ceratitis capitata (Mediterranean fruit fly) is the source of this 2616-nucleotide messenger RNA. Its product is annotated as sodium- and chloride-dependent glycine transporter 1. NCBI's taxonomy places the organism in Eukaryota, Metazoa, Arthropoda, Insecta, Diptera, Tephritidae. Gene Ontology annotation, cellular component: membrane. Bases 627 to 2483 code for a protein of 618 amino acids. Gene Ontology annotation, molecular function: glycine transmembrane transporter activity. Gene Ontology annotation, biological process: sodium ion transmembrane transport. The record is from RefSeq and is a predicted model, not a curated record. The transcript has 10 exons.
AAGUGUUUAGAAAAUUAGUUGUUAAAAAAUAAAAAGUAAAAUCACCACACACACGCAGACGGACAAACGGACAGACAAUUGGGCAAGCGUUUGAAAAAAAAUACGUAAAUUUAAUGGUGAUUUAGUUGACUUUGACUAAAAAUUGCACGCCCAAAGUGGUUCUGCCUCAGUUACCGUUGGGCGGCGAACGUGUAAUGAACUCAAAAGGUUAUAAGUGAUAAGAAGAACUUUAUAGUGCGAGUGAUAGAAAAAGUGGUUUUUGUGACAUAAAUUAUAUUUGUUUAUCCUCUUACAAGUGUCAAAAAGGAUAAAAAGGAAAAUAAUUCAAAGAAACAAGUUUUUCAAUUUUUCGUAAAUUGUAUGUAUGUAUUGUUUGUACAGACAAACCUGCAUAAAAAAAAAAUCGCUCAUACGCAGGUACGCAGUUGUGCAAUGAAAAGAGCGAGGUGAUGAUAAAAAUAAUUGUUCUAUGAUUUUAUAAAUCACAGCCGCAAAACUCCACAAAAAUAAAGAUAAUACUGCCAUUGAGGAUAACUAAACCCAUAAGCUAAAUCCUUUUUUUUUUUGUUUUUAAAAUCUAAUAUCUGCUACUAAAGAAACACACAUACAUACAUAUAACAAGUUAAAUGUUCAGUCGCAAUAAUUCUCAUCCUGAUAAUGGCACAGUUGAUGAUGCAUACACUCAGGUGUACACAAAUACAAAGCCAGCCGUAGCUGAGUCUUCCGCUGCUGGCGCUCAAACAACGAGCCGUGAUGCUAACCGCGGUCAAUGGGCUUCGAAAACAGAAUUUAUGUUAUCCUGCAUAGGCUACGCUGUCGGCAUUGGUAAUGUGUGGCGCUUUCCUUAUCUGUGCUACCGGAGUGGGGGAGGCGCAUUUUUGGUACCAUAUCUACUGAUGUUAUUCUUAUGCGGCAUUCCUUUAUUUUUCAUGGAAAUUACUAUGGGUCAAUUCUCCAGUGUUGGCUGCAUUGGAGUAUUUCGUUUGGCCCCUUUAUUUAAGGGUGCCGGUUUCGCCAUUGUCAUUGUGAAUUUGAUUUUCACCUGUUACUACUCUGUGAUUAUUUCUUAUCCAAUUAUGUUUCUGAGUAAAUUGCUUUCAAACAAAUUGCCCUGGAUUGAUUGCCAGAAUAAGUGGAAUACCGAAUACUGUGUGGAGGUUUUGGAUCUAGGAAAACGUAAUUUUACUCACCACACCGGAUUUCGUACGCCAGCCGAUGAAUUCUUUCAUUUUGAGAUAUUAAAGAUUUCUGAGAGCAUCGAGGAUUUGGGCGGCAUAGUGUGGCCAUUAUUUUGGUGUCUCAUAUUUGUAUGGCUUUCAGUGUAUGUGUGUAUUAUACGUGGCAUAAAAACAGUGGGAAAAGUGGUCUACUUCACUGCGGUCUUUCCAUUUUUCAUACUCUUUGUGCUUUUCAUACGCGGCAUUACUUUACCCGGUGCAAUGAAAGGCAUUUUAUUCUAUAUUAAGCCGGAGUGGUCGCGCCUGCUUGAUUUGAAGGUUUGGGCUGAUGCGGCAAUACAGAUAUUCUUUUCAUUGGGACCCGGCUGGGGCGGUAUUGUGAACAUGGCAAGCUAUAAUAAUUUUCGCAAUAAUGCCAGAGGUGAUUCCUUUGUUAUACCGAUUGUGAAUUGUGCGACGAGCAUAUUUGCGGGAUUUGUAGUGUUCUCCGUGUUGGGUUUUUUGUCGCAUCAAUCAGGCAUACCGGUAGCCACUGUCGCUACAUCUGGUCCUGGCUUAGCAUUUGUAACAUACCCGCAGGCGAUUGCUAUGCUGCCGGUGCCACACUUGUGGGCGGCGCUUUUUUUCUUCAUGCUUUUCUUGUUGGGUUUGGAUAGUGUGUUCGUCCAGAUCGAAGCCAUUAUUUCGUCCGUCAUCGAUGAAAUUCCGAAGUUACGUAAACAUAAAGCUCUGGUGACAUUGUGUUCGGUCAUAAUUAUGUGUUUAAUGUCAAUAAUCAUGGUGACAAGGGCUGGCAUGUUCAUUCUUCAACUUUUCGAUUGGUAUUCGGCAUCCAUUUCUGUGAUACUCAUUUGUGUGCUGGAAGUAGUGAUGGUAGCUUGGAUUUAUGGUGUAGAUAAUUUCAUAGCAGACAUUUAUUUUAUGAUCGGCAAAAGGCCUGGAAUCGUUUGGCGGUCAUGUUGGGUGUACAUAACCCCAGUUAUAUUGAUUGGCAUGUUUUUCACCACGAUCAUAUUUAAUCGUGAUAUUACCUAUAAUGGCAUCCGUUAUCCCGGUUGGGCCAUAGCGCUGGGCUGGCUGAGUUGUUGCAUCUCAAUCGCAUGCAUUCCCAGUCACAUGCUCUACACUCUAAUGCGUGGUAAGGGCUCGCUAAUGGAGACACUGCGUAAACAAUUACAAGCUGUCGAUUGGACGCCGGCAAAUGAGGAGCAUCGACUCGAGUAUGAGGAAUAUCAACGUUCACGUAAAUUGACAAGUGAAUUGAAAGCCAUAACAGUGGAAACAAUGAAAAGCGAGAGAUUGUGACGUCCUAAAUUCUAUAUUUAGGAAGUUUUUGUAAUUUUUUCCAUAGUUUAUAUUCAUAGUAAAAUAUAUUCCAAACCACAAGAGUGCCUCUAUAUACAUAGAUAUUAGGAAAAAUGUAUUAUUCAAAGAAAUU